Rana temporaria (common frog) is the source of this 2087-nucleotide messenger RNA. RefSeq names its product angiopoietin-2-like. The transcript has 9 exons. The record is from RefSeq and is a predicted model, not a curated record. Gene Ontology annotation, molecular function: receptor tyrosine kinase binding. Lineage: Eukaryota; Metazoa; Chordata; Amphibia; Anura; Ranidae. The coding region runs from base 277 to 1776 and encodes 499 amino acids. Gene Ontology annotation, biological process: Tie signaling pathway.
AAGAGGUUAAUGAUAAAGCAUCCUUAUGUGUGGUAUGGGAGCACUUCCAGCUUGUGGACUGCAAACACUGGGAGGGAACAGACAAAAUUUGCAGCCAGAGAGGAUUGCUUACUAAGAAAAACUUCCUAGAGCUGUCAGAAAAACGUGGGUUAGUGAUACAAAGAAGUUGUCUGAGUUCACACUCUGGGAAACACUACGCACGGCUUUUCUAUAGCGGUGUAUGUCUCAGCUUUGAGAAGAAUCCCAUUCCAUCACUGCACAAGAAUCAAUUCUAGGAUGGCAAUGAGCAUGGUGCUGGUGCUGAUUAAACAUUGCCUUUUCUUGACCUUAGUGAAUUCAGUGGUGGGGUCUCACCUGAAAGGGAUUGAAAUCCCUGAAAAACGUCAGCACAAAGUCCAACAUGGACACUGCAGCUUCACUUUUCUUUUGCCUGAGAUAGAAAACUGCUAUCCACCUCCAGCUGACUACCAGGUAUCCAAUUCAUUACAGAGGGAUGCGCCAGCACACCCUGAUCUCCAUUGGCCAAACAAGAGGAUACAGGAGCUGGAAAGCAUGAUGGAGAAUAAUACACAGUGGCUUCAAAAGCUAGAAAGCUACAUUCAUGACAAUAUCAGAGGUGAGACAACAGAUUCUGAGCAAUCAACUGUGCAGAAUCAAACAAUGCUGGAAAUCGGGACAAACCUGCUAGCUCAAACUGCGGAGCAAACACGCAAGCUGACGGAUGUCGAGACUCAGGUUUUGAACCAGACAAAUAGACUGGAAAUUCAGCUGCUGGAAAAUUCUUUAUCAACCAACAAACUGGAGAAGGAACUUCUGCUACAGAGCCAAGAGAUUACCAAGCUGCGUGAAAAGAACAGUUUUCUGGAAAAUAGAGUCUUGGAGGUGGAAGAGAAGCAUCGAGAGGAAAUAGAUGUGCUAAAAUCCGAGAAACUUCAUGUAGAGGAUUUACUUUCCACGCAGAGUGGCCUCAUCAGGGAAAUGGGGCAGCAGCUCAAUGAUGCAAUGCAUAACAACAGCAUCUUACAACGACAGCAGGCACAACUCAUGGAGAUUGUGAGCCAACUAACCACACUGGUAUCCCAAUACAACCAUAUUCCAGUAAUACCAAAGGAAGAGCUGAUGUCUUUCCAAGACUGUGCAGAUGCCUAUAAAUCUGGACUAACAUCUAGUGGAGUCUAUACUGUACGCUUUUCUAAUUCUACAGACACAAUAAAAGCAAUGUGUGAUAUGGAUACUAGUGGGGGAGGCUGGACUGUUAUCCAACAUCGUAAGGAUGGAUCUGUAAAUUUCCAUCGAACCUGGAAAGAAUACAGAGAAGGUUUCGGCAGCACUUCUGGAGAGUACUGGCUAGGAAAUGAAUUUGUCCACCAGUUGACAUCUCAAGGCUCAUACAACCUAAGAAUCCAGCUAAGAGACUGGGAUGGAAAUGAAGCAUAUUCACUAUAUGAUUCCUUUUCUCUUGAAAAUGAGGAACUUAACUACAGGUUGAAUUUAAGAGGAUAUAGUGGAACAGCAGGAAGGAUAAGCAGUUUUAGUUCCACAGGAACUGACUUUAGCACCAAGGAUGCAGAUAAUGACAGAUGCAGUUGCAAAUGUGCACAGAUUGCAACAGGAGGUUGGUGGUUUGAUGCGUGUGGACCUUCAAACCUCAAUGGUAUUUAUUAUCCAAGUGGAUCUGGAACUGCAAAGUACAAUGGAAUCAAAUGGCAUUAUUGGAAAGGCCCCAGCCAUGGACUGAAGUCUGUCAUCAUGAUGAUCCGGCCUGCUGACUUUUGAACCAAUGUGCACAUUGACUUCCAAAGUCUCAUUAUGCUCUUUUAACUUUUUUUUUAUUAAAAACAAGAAAUGAUCUGCGUUUGAAUUGACUUUGCAGAAUGCAUUAUACGUUAUAUUUUGUGUUCUUUGGGCAAUGAUCGUUUAUUUUGUUCUGGUACAGUUAGGAAAUAUGGCUUUAACUAUGGAAGGGACAUAUCCAUCCACAAGGGCUCAUGUGUAAAGACCUGGUUCUUUUGAUUGAUGAAGAAGAAAGAGAAGCACAACUCAAAAAUAAGACACAGAUGUAUUUUUAAAUAAAACGUUUUGAAGUA